GUCCCGUUUCCGUACAGUAGUAUGUCAGCCUCCGUGUAGCCCUCUGGCUUCCGUGUUUGUAUACGUUUCAGGCAUCCUGUAGUAAUCUCGAAUGUGAUUGGUGGGAUUCCCAUCAGCUGAUGUAGCGUAUGUCGCUAGGCAACACUUACUUAUGACACUUUGCGUUUUGCCGAUACCCCGGACUUUCCUGAAACUGCAGAGCCUGUCUGGAUAUUGGGGACAAAAUACAGUGCACUUACAGGAGGAACUUCUGAACGAUGUCACAUCCAGACUGUGGUUUACCUACCGACGGAACUUCCCAGCAAUAGGUGGAACUGGGCCGACGUCUGACACUGGAUGGGGCUGCAUGCUGCGAUGUGGACAGAUGAUUUUUGCUCAGGCUUUGAUCUGUAGGCAUAUAGGACGAGAUUGGCGAUGGGACAAAAAAGGACCAACGGGAGAGUACCUUAGUAUCCUAACUGCUUUUCUAGACAAGAAAAAUAGUUAUUACUCCAUCCAUCAGAUUGCCCAAAUGGGAGUUGGGGAAGGCAAAUACAUUGGCCAGUGGUAUGGCCCAAACACUGUAGCACAAGUGCUGAGGAAACUAGCUGCUUUUGAUCAGUGGAGCAACAUGGCCGUUCACAUAGCAAUGGAUAAUACUGUAGUGACUGAUGAGAUAAAAAGAUUGUGCAGAAUGGGAAGCUGUGACUCUGGACCGAUGUGUAAUGGUCAUGCUGAAGCUUCUGAUUCAAACCGUUUAUGGAGGCCUCUAGUAUUACUCAUACCCCUUCGAUUGGGUCUAAGUGAGAUCAAUGAAGCAUACAUCGAAACCCUGAAGCACUGCUUCAUGCUGCCACAGUCAUUAGGGGUUAUUGGUGGUCGGCCAAACAGUGCUCAUUACUUUAUAGGAUAUGUUGGAGAUGAACUCAUUUAUCUUGAUCCCCACACCACACAGCCAGCUGUGGAGCCCAGUGAUAGUGCUUAUAUAGUAGAUGAAAGCUUCCACUGCCUGCAUCCUCCGUGCCGGAUGCAUGUGUCAGAGAUUGACCCCUCUAUUGCUGUGGGAUUCUUCUGUAGUUCUGAAGAAGAUUUUGAUGACUGGUGUCAACGCAUUAGAAAGAUAUCACUUACAGGGGGGUCCCUGCCUAUGUUUGAGGUGGUAGAUCAUCUGCCGCUCCAUCUAUCCAAUCCUGAUGUACUAAACCUUACUCCAGAUUCCUCAGAUGCAGACCGCCUUGACAGAUUCUUUGACUCAGAAGAUGAAGAAUUUGAAAUUUUAUCUUUUUGAAGACACAUAAAAACAAUAUGACUGAUGUAAAUGGGGAAAAGCUUAAUAUUCCACAGUACAGAAGGAAACUGCUACUUCUUUGUUCAUAAAACUAAAAAAACAGAAAAAAGUACUAUAAACAUUGCUGGAUAUAAGAGUUGCCCUAUCUACUAAGCCCUGUUGCGACUUGUAUUUUAAUGCAGUGCCUAGCGCAAGGACACCCAGACAUGUCUAAGACUGAAUGCAUUGUAAAGAGUCAGUUUUGUUACAUUCCAUGUGCAGAGAUACUUUAAAAGAAGAGGUGUGCCACCUAUGAAGAUGUGGAAUACUCAAUCCGGACUCUUGCCUUGGUUAAACAUUGAUACCAUCCAAAUCUACUGGGAUGAAGAAUUCCAUAAAUGAGCCUUUACUCGCCUUCCGUGACAAAUAGUUUGUGGUUGUUUGAAAUAUCACAUUGUCUUCUGACCAGAUCACUUCAUACUGAGCUGCGGAAAGUCAGAUACUUAUGACAGUGCUUGUUACUAAUUCAUUAUACCAGUUGCCUAAAUCAGUCCAUUCUGUGGCUGUAACUAAUAUUUAUUCAAUGUUCUUAAAAGCUUCUCUACCUGAGUUUAUUUUUUAGAGCAAGCUGAGCUUAAGAUUGUUCUGACCCAUAUCACAAGUAUGUUUCCUAAAAGACCUCCACAUGUCACUCUCUUUCUAAUGCUUGUGUAAAUAAUAAUGUGGGCAAAUAAAAGGGCUCAGACCACUUUAUUGCUAGCUGGGUGGCAGCUCACAGCGGCAAAAAAUUCUCCUUACUGCUGUCGGCGAUGAAGACUCCUCAUCUACUCCCCUGCUAAAGAGGUAGGGACCAGAAGAUAGAAAGUUAUAAAAUGGGAGCUUUAUUGCUUAUUACAUUAAAGAGGACCUGUCAUUCUGAAUAAAAUGAGUUGCAUUAGCCUGUAGCUGGGGGAACUCACGCAAAAAUAAACGUAUCCCCUAUCUACAGGAUAAGUAGCUGAUCUCCAGAACAGGACCCAGCUCUCAGUGCGGAGCACAUUCUAUUUAAUUACCAAAAAGACCAGAAUACAGCGCUCAGACAUCAUUGGCGCUUGCAUAGAAAUUAAUGGAGCGUGUGCCAUCUACAGGUAGACUACACGCGCUCCUCACUGAGAGAGCCUGGGUCUCCUCCCCGAGAUCGCAGGGAGUCCCAACAGUCCCACUACCUCCAACCCCACCCACCUGCGCAUUCGGCUACUUAUCUCUGGUGGAUAGGGGAAAAGUAAUUUUCUGCUGGAGUUCCCCUUUAAAUAUGCACUCCCCCCCCCCCCCAUACAGUCUCUGCACAGAACACAGCCCAUAUGAAAAAGGUCUGCAUGGAGUGAUAUGCUGGCAUAAAUUCCAUGCAAUGUCUCUAUUAGGAGAUACCAGAGUACAGUGCUCAGGUUUCUGUGGAUAGGGGGAUACUUUUAUUUUUAAAUGCUGGAGUACCCCUUUACCUUCGGCAGAUUUUUCAGUGGGGUUGGCAGGUAUUCUUAGUCACCAGUUUAUAUGAGAUUAUAUAAGCCUUUAGUGAAAGGGCAAACAGUGAUUUUUUUUUUUUUUAAAGCAGAGACAUGGCUUGAGAGUACUGAAAGCACACACACACACACACCUCUUGCUGGUAAAUUAACAUAUAACCAAAUGUAUAUGUAUACUAAAGUAGAUGGACACAAAACAGUGAAUAUUUCAACUCUGCUCACUCGCCAUGUAGACCAGGGAUGAAUGGACUUGCUCAGAUUUUGAAUUGCUGGAGCUCGGACAAAGCGGGCCGCCUCCCCGUGUGGAACAUGGAACAAAAGAUAGUGGGUCCAGUUGCCAAGCGAAGAUACUAUUAAAAUUCAAGCUUUAAUGGUUUCUCUUAAAACAUGGAGGAUCCAGGGAUUUUUUGACUGAACGGAAAAUAAAGCUCUUUCAAUCAAAAAUGGAGGAUCCAGGGAUAAAAAUAUACACACCGACGUGUUUCGGGCUCAAUUCAAGCCCUUAGUCAAGGCCAUGACUAAGGGCUUGAAUUAAGCCCGAAAUGCGUCGGCAUGUAUGUUUUUUUAUCCCUGGAUCUUCCAUGUUUUAAGCAAAACCCUUAAAGCUUCAAUUGUAAUAGUACCUUCGCUUGGAAGCUGGACCCACUAUCUUUUGUUCCAUACUAAAGUAGAUUGUUUCUUCAAUUCUAACCCCAUCAUAACCCACAUUCUAAUACAUACUUGGUCCAACCCCAAACAUCCAUGCUGUGUAGACUGUCAGUGCCCCUCUCACUAUGCUAAAAGGAAAAAUUUACUCUUAUAAAUGAGAUUGAUGUCACCAUAUUUCAGUGUUUCCCAACCAGGGUGCCUCCAGCCAUUGCAAAACUACAACUCCCAGCAUGCCCGGACAGCCAAAGGCCAAAGGCUGUCCGGGCAUGCUGGGAGUUGUAGUUUUGCAACAGCUGGAAGCACCCUGGUUGGGAAACACUGCCACAUUUUCUUUGUGGGGAAAACUGUAAAAUUGUGAGACCCACAGUGUAUAAAAGCCGGGUGAACAGUAUGUUAGAAUUGUCGAUUACAGCUGUAAGAUGUCAGUCUGGUGUGUACAGAUGUGUAAUGUAGUACUACUGUAAGACAAUUUCCACUAUUUAUAUGUAUUAUAUUGAGGCUGCCAUAAACAGGUAAAGCUACAGUACUCUGAUUCUCCUUUUAUUAUUUUGGGAGUUCAUCGUUUCACACAAUAAACUCAAUGCCAAACAA
Hyla sarda is the source of this 3984-nucleotide messenger RNA. It is a transcript of the gene ATG4B, whose product is annotated as autophagy related 4B cysteine peptidase. The record is from RefSeq and is a predicted model, not a curated record. Gene Ontology annotation, molecular function: protein-phosphatidylethanolamide deconjugating activity. The transcript has 13 exons. Lineage: Eukaryota; Metazoa; Chordata; Amphibia; Anura; Hylidae. The coding region runs from base 152 to 1267 and encodes 371 amino acids.